Molecule: messenger RNA, 1135 nt
Organism: Tripterygium wilfordii
Lineage: Eukaryota; Viridiplantae; Streptophyta; Magnoliopsida; Celastrales; Celastraceae
Product: protein PAM68, chloroplastic
Exons: 2
Coding region: 235-1011 (258 amino acids)
Source: RefSeq, a predicted model, not a curated record
AUCCAUCUGAGAAAUAGCCUGACCCGGCCCAAAAAAAGUGUAGCCAUCACCAAUCGCCCAUCAGGCCAUCAGUUCUAGAAAUCUAGUCUCGGCCCAUCAAAAUCGCCCUUCACAGUAGCAUAAGCUGCAACCUUAUCACUUUCCCGGUUGGCGUUGCUAUUACUGAUCAGUGGUGACCUCCAGUGGCUUCUCUUUCAUGGAGUUUUAGCCUUUUAGGUUAGUCUUGAACCAGGAAUGGCUGUAGUAGCAGGGAUAGUGAAGCCAUCAUCAUCAAUAUCAUUAGCAUGGCACUUUAGGAUUUAUCGACCCCCGUCGUUUUCCAAGACUGAGUGCAGCCAUGAACAACUAUAUGUGGAUCAAAAGUCUUGGACCUUCUCCACCAGCAGUUGCAUGGAAAACCUUAGGGAUGCCGGCUUUUGUAAAUGUAAACAAAAAACGAAAAUCAUGAAGCCCUGCUUAUGUUUUGCACCAAAUUACCCUGCCAAUUUUCACCAAAGUCAAACUCCCUUGGCACACAUGAUGCCUCUAUAUGCAAGCUUGAAAGGUCCAAGAGGCUUUGGACCACCUCCUAAGAAAUCGAAAAAGGGAAAGAAGUCAAGGACUAGCAGCAAUGAUGAUGAUGAUGAUGAUGAUGAUGACAACGACGAUGAUGACAAUGACAACGACUAUAAUGAAAUGGAGGAACGGGAUAGAGGGGUAAUUCCAGAGAUCGUGACUAACAGAAUGAUAAGUAGAAUGGGUUUUUCCGUUGGGAUUCCACUAUUUAUUGGCCUGCUGUUCUUCCCUUUGUUUUACUAUCUGAAGGCGAUUCUAAAAAUUGAUAUUCCUACAUGGGUGCCUUUGUUAGUGUCAUUCUUCUUCUUUGGAACAGCUCUGAUGGGUGUGAGUUAUGGUAUUGUAUCCUCCAGCUGGGACCCCAUGAGAGAAGGCUCACUCUUGGGUUGGAAUGAGGCUCAGAAGAAUUGGCCUGUUUUUUGGCAGUCUUUUUGGGGAAGAUCUGACAAAAAGUAGGCUUACUCUUCUCUACCUUGCCUAAUUCACAUUUUUCUCUCUUUUUUGCUGUCUCAUUUUUCAUAUUACUUUUAUAGCUAGUGACAUGUUUAUAUAUGCACAAGAGAUCAUUUAAGUCUGUAAA